AUGAAUAGUUUCCGGCCCGCGAGUACCGACAGGCAGCGUUGCAGGGAGUGCGCGCGCGGCUGCCCCGACGCGACGCUGCGCGCGCGCCUGCUGGAGGCGGCGGCCGCGCUGGCCGACCAGCUGCUGGCGGACGCGCGCGCCCAGCCCGGCUUCGACGCGCUGCGCCGCCAGCUGCUGCGCACCUACGUGGACUUGGGGCAAGGUAGACGCGCUGCCGCCCUCGCAGAGAAGUUCCAGGACUACGAGCUGCUGGUGGAGCUCUGCGUGGCCGACAACGACAUGGAGCGUCUGCACGGGUACAUCGAGAAGUACUCUGACCAGGGCAUCGCGGAGAUCGCGUUCGCGUGGCUGGCUUCUGGCGACGGGGCGGCGCAGGCGCUGCUGGUGCGCGAGCUGGGCGCGCGCGGCGGCGAGCGGCUGGCGCGCUGGCUCUCCGCCGCGCCCGAGCCGCGCCGCGCGCAGCUGCUCGCGCUGCAGCAGCUGGGCCGCAGGAGGCCGCACGCCGCCGCCGCCGCCCUGGCGAGCCUCGCACGCCUCGAGCAGAAACAGCCGCAGCCGCUCAGCCGCACCACGACGAUGGCGUCGCUGGCCAAGCUGUGCCUGGCGGCGGCGGAGGAGGAGCAGCCGCAGCUGUGCGGCGAGCUGGAGCGGCGGCUGGCGCUGUGCGAGCAGCAGGCCGAGCUGCCGGCCGCGCUGCGCCCCAACGACGCUCAGAACGCGCCGCUCAUGAGCCCCGCGCAGCUGCUAGAGCUGUACAUUGAUUCGGAGAGUGAACCUUUAACGGAAUAUGACUACAAAAAGGCAUUGGAUCUCACGGAAAUGGUUGAAGACCUGGAAGAACGCGAAGACCUAAAAUUGCAGGUGUGGGACGCGUGUGCGGCCCGCGAGCGCUGGGCGGAGGCGGCCGAGGCGCCGCGCGAGUCGCUGCUCUACCGCCUGGCCGAGCUCGUGCACCUCAUGGGCGGCGAUGUGCGGCAGUGGCUGCCCCCGCUGCCGGCGCUGCUGGCGGGCCCGAAGCUGGCGCCGCUGCUGAAGGAGGCGCGCGCCCUCUACGCGCUCAAGCUGGCCUACGAGCACGUGCACGACGAGCUGUGCCAGCGGCCCGCCUCGCCCGCCCGC
Molecule: messenger RNA, 1119 nt
Organism: Iphiclides podalirius (scarce swallowtail)
Lineage: Eukaryota; Metazoa; Arthropoda; Insecta; Lepidoptera; Papilionidae
Source: the annotation of a GenBank genome assembly